AUGUCCAAGCUCGAGGUCGAUCCGGAGCUCGGCGCCGCCGCGGAGAAGCCGGCGGCGGCGGCGCGGGUCGCCGCGGCGCCCAAGAAGGUGGCGGAGGAGGAGGACCCGCGCCUGCGCUGGGCGUUCGUGCGCAAGGUCUACGCCAUCCUCGCCCUGCAGUUCGCCUUCACCGCGGCCCUCGCCGCCGUCGCCUGUCUCGUCCACCCCAUCCCGCGCUUCUUCCUCGCCGGCUCCGUCGCUUCCUGGUCCGUCUUCAUCACCAUCAUCCUCGCCCCCUUCCUCGUGAUGUGGCCGAUGCUCAAGUACAGGCAGAAGCACCCCGUCAACCUCUGGAUGCUGGCGCUAUUCACGCUCUGCAUCAGCAUCAGCGUCGCCGUCACCUCCUCCACCGUAGCGGGGAAAGCGCUUCUUCAGGCUGCAAUCCUCACAGCUGUUGCAGUCGCUGGCCUCACCCUCUUCACAUUCUGGGCAGCAAACAGAGGCUAUGAUUUCACCUUCAUGUUUCCCUUCUUAUUCACGAGCCUCCUUGUUCUGCUCGUGUACCUCCUCAUCCAGAUGUUCGUUCCACUGGGAAGGGUUGGUGUGACUAUCUAUGGCUGCGUCGCCACCGUGCUGUUCUCUGCCUUCAUCGUCUUCGACACCAACAUGCUGGUCAAGCACCACACCUACAAUGAGUACGUCGUCGCGGCGAUCUCGCUCUACCUCGACGUGAUAAACCUGUUCAUGGCCCAGCUUUCCUUCGCCGCCAUCCAGUGAUCUGCCGCUCUCACCUCCCUGCCAGAUGACAACGCUCUUCCAGUGCAGUGCUUCAUGAACAAAGUUGGUUAUGUACUUAUGGCACCUUACCUAUAUGUUCAGAACAGCGGUAUAGGUCUACAUAGCUGGAGACCAUUUGUAAUUAGGCACAGCUCUAGCGUGCUAUGGUACAUUCCGUUGCCCUAUUAGCUCUAGAUAUUACCGAGACCUGGAAGCACAUCUUAUCACCUUAUAUAGUCCUAAUUGUCGGGUCGCUGCAAUGGACAUGAAGUAGCCAUUCGGUUAAGUUCUGUUGAUGUGCUUUUCUGUUC
Messenger RNA from Lolium rigidum, 1067 nucleotides. Its product is annotated as protein LIFEGUARD 2-like. NCBI's taxonomy places the organism in Eukaryota, Viridiplantae, Streptophyta, Magnoliopsida, Poales, Poaceae. The record is from RefSeq and is a predicted model, not a curated record. Gene Ontology annotation, cellular component: membrane. Bases 1 to 756 code for a protein of 251 amino acids. The transcript has 4 exons.